This is a messenger RNA of Pygocentrus nattereri (red-bellied piranha), 4191 nucleotides long. RefSeq names its product NPC1-like 1 (gene npc1l1). The transcript is spliced from 19 exons. The record is from RefSeq and is a predicted model, not a curated record. Gene Ontology annotation, molecular function: lipid carrier activity. Gene Ontology annotation, cellular component: membrane. NCBI's taxonomy places the organism in Eukaryota, Metazoa, Chordata, Actinopteri, Characiformes, Serrasalmidae. Bases 147 to 4166 code for a protein of 1339 amino acids.
CAUUCCUUACUCGUCACGUAUUUGGGGUAGACUGGGAUAGACAGUGGACAUCUCUCCACCCCUUACUGUCCUGUCCCCUCUUCACUCUGCAUCUCCAUUGGAUCUAACACUCCAGUUUCUGCUCCUGCCAAACAUUGAGCGGCACAAUGGACGUGCAUGAAAGAAAGAGAUGGGACUGCAGCGUUAUUCUGCUUACAAUGGCUGCAUGUCUGAUGUUUUCUGAUGCUCAGCAUGAAGCUGGUUUCUGUUUGAUGUAUGAAGAAUGUGGAAAGAAUCCUACCGUGUCAGGAUCUUUGCUCGAGUCAAACGUACCCUGCAAAAACCCCGGACCAGCGAGGGAAGUAGUGGGUGCACAUUAUGAACUUUUCAAGGAGGUUUGUCCCAUGCUGGACCAGGGUGAGGGCCAAACAUUUGCCUGCUGCUCUCCACAGCAGCUCAUUUCGCUGCAAAGCAGCGUGUCACUGUCCAAAGCUAUACUGCUCCGAUGUCCAUCCUGUGCUUACAAUUUUGCCCACAUUCACUGCAUCACCACCUGCAGUCCCAACCAGAGUCAGACCAUCAACAUCACCAGAACUAUCCCUGUCAAUAUUUCCGGAACAGAAAAAGACGCUGUGGUCAGCUACCAAGCCUAUGUUUCUACAACCUUCUCUGAUGCCUCCUUCAACUCCUGCAAGAAUGUGAGAAUCCCGGCAACUGGAGGGUACGCCAUUGGAACUAUGUGUGGUCGAUAUGGCUCCACGCUGUGUACUCCUCAGCGCUGGUUAGACUUCCAGGGUGACUCCAGCAAUGGUUUGGCUCCACUGGACAUCGACUUCAGACUUAUUCCACCAGAGCACAAUGCAGCGGUUCCAGAAGGUAUGGUUCCCUAUGCAGGGAUAGCUCUGGGUUGCAAUGAAACAACCCCCACUGGAGGAGAAGAGUGCUCCUGCCAGGACUGUCAAGAGUCCUGUCCUCCCGUUCCUCCACCAGGCCCUUUACCCGAACCCUUCAUGAUUGGCAAUAUGGAAGGUUUCCUCGCCAUCUCUCUCAUUCUCUUCGCCAUCUUUUGCCUCCUCUUCCUAAUUUUCAUUGUGGUCAAAUGGAUCCUCCAUCUCUGCAAGAGGAAAAAAUCCAAAAGUGGCAAGGACAAAAAUGCUAAUGAGGUACACCUCAACCAGACAGUGAAUCCCAAAGAUAUAACAUGCAAUGACCGAGUAAGUCUGGUCACUCAAAAGUACCUGGGUUCAUUUUUCCAGAGCUGGGGAAUUGUAAUGGCUAGACACCCUUUGAAGGUGAUCUUUGCGUCCCUGCUUGUUGUGGCAGCAUUUACAACUGGGCUGAUGAACAUGCAACUGACCACAGAUCCUGUUCAACUCUGGUCAGCUCCCAACAGCCGUGCCAGGCGUGAAAAGGACUUCCAUGAUGAGAAUUUUGCACCAUUCUUCCGUACUAAUCAGCUGAUCCUGACUGCUCCUGGCAGGCCUAGCUAUAUCUAUGACUCCUUGCUCUUUGGCACUACGAACUUCAGUGGCCUCAUCUCUAAGGACCUGAUCUCUCAGCUGUUGGAGCUUCAGCAGAGAAUCCAGGCUAUUGAAUUCUGGUCAGAUGAACUUAAUAAAACUGCUACCCUUAACGAUGUCUGCUAUGCUCCACUCAACCCGGGCAACCCCUCUUUGACUGACUGCGCUGUGAACAGCCUACCUCAGUACUUCCAGAACAGCAUUAAGAACUUGAAUUUAAAGGCUAACAUGACCCAGCUUGGAGUGACAAAAGAGGUUGACUGGAGGGAUCAUUUUAUCUACUGCGUAAACUCCCCAUUAUCCUUCAAAGACAUCACUGCACUCAACUUGAGCUGUAUGGCUGACUACGGAGGACCAGUCUUUCCCUUCUUGGCUGUUGGGGGAUAUGAUAAUGAAGACUACACCGCUGCUGAGGCCUUCAUCCUCACCUUUUCUCUCAAUAACUAUCCACGAGACGACCCAAAGUUUAAAGUGGUGGAACAAUGGGAAGCCAUGUUCCUGCAGAUAGUUCAGGAGUACCAGAAAGAACCCAGCACAAACUUCACAUUCGCCUAUAUGGCUGAAAGGUCUUUAGAAGAUGAAAUCAACAGAACUACAAUAGAAGACUUUCCCAUCUUUAUGAUCAGCUAUGCAGUCAUCUUUUUGUACAUUGCCGUGGCUCUGGGAGAAUAUUCGUCCUUCAAGCGUAUCCUGGUGGACUCUAAGUUUCUGGUUGGGCUGGGUGGUAUAUUGGUUGUGACCGGCUCAGUCCUGGCGUCUAUGGGUUUUUAUGGCUGGGUUGGAAUCCCUUCCUCGCUGAUCAUUGUGCAGGUGGUGCCCUUCCUCGUCCUGGCUGUUGGAGCUGACAACAUUUUCAUCUUUGUCCUGGAGUAUCAGAGAGAUGUGCGUCGGCCUGGAGAAAUAAGAGAGGAGCAGAUUGGCCGAGUUCUCGGAAGCGUGGCUCCUAGCAUGCUCCUCUGCAGCAUAUCCGAAUCCGUCUGUUUCUUUCUGGGCGCUCUCAGCAACAUGCCUGCAGUGAAGUCGUUUGCACUCUACGCUGCCCUGGCUGUCCUUAUGGACUUUGUACUGCAGAUGACGGCGUUUGUGGCUCUUUUGUCUCUCGAUGCUCGGCGGCAGGAUGGUAACCGCUGCGAGAUAGCCUGCUGUUUAAAAGUGAAGACCCAACGUCCCGCCAAACCUAAUAAGGGCUUCCUCCUCCCGUUUAUGGAGAAGUAUUAUGCACCUGUGCUGCUCCACCCUGUUUCCAGAAUAGUAGUGAUAGUGCUGUUUCUCUUCAUGUUCUGUGCUUCCAUUGACCUCAUGUUCAACGUGAAGGUGGGCUUGGAUCAGGAGCUGGCCAUGCCGACUGACUCCUAUAUGCUCACAUACUUUGAAUACUUGAACAAGUACUUUGAGGUUGGAGUGCCGACGUACUUCGUCACAACGAAAGGCUUCAACUUCUCAGAUGUGACCGGGAUGAACGCGGUGUGCUCCAGCGUGGGCUGUGACCAGUUCUCCCUCACGCAGAAGAUCCAGUACGCUACAGAAUACCCAGAAAGAUCCUACCUAGCUAUCCCAGCAUCCUCUUGGGUGGAUGAUUUCAUUGAUUGGCUGAAUCCUGGAUCGAGAUGUUGUCGGAUUUACACCUCUGGAUCCAACACGGGGCAGUUUUGCCCAGCUUCCGAGAGUACCCUCAAGUGUUUGAAGAAGUGUAUGACACUCCCAUCAAGUGGGAUCCUGCGGCCCAGUGUGGAGGAGUUCAACACAUUUCUGCCCAGUUUCCUCUCCAACCGGCCAGACUUGCAGUGUCCCAAAGGUGGUUUGGGGGCUUAUGAUACAGCUGUGGUGUGGGACAACGUCACUGGGGAAAUAUCUGCGUCUCGGUUCAUGGCCUAUCACACUCCUCUGAGAAACUCUCAAGAGUUCACAGCAGCUCUGCUGAUGGCAAGAGAACUGGCCCACAACAUCACAAUGGCCAUGAGAAUGAUUCCCGGGACAGCAGAGGACUUUGAGGUUUUCCCAUAUUCUGUGACAUACGUGUACUAUGAGCAAUACACUAGCAUUUUGUAUGAGGGUGUGGCCAACAUCUGUCUGUGUCUGGUGCCCACCUUUGUGGUGUGCUGUAUUCUGCUGGGCUUGGACCUGCGCUCAGGCUUCCUCAACCUCUUCACCAUAGUGAUGAUCACCGUGGAUACUGUGGGGGUCAUGACUCUGUGGAGCAUCGAUUACAACGCUGUGUCACUCAUCAACCUUGUGACGGCUGUGGGAAUUUCAGUGGAGUUUGUGUCUCAUACAACACGCUCCUUCGCCCUCAGCACUUUACCCACGAAGGUGGACAGAGCCAAAGAGGCCACGGCUAAGAUGGGCAGUGCAGUUUUUGCUGGUGUUGCUAUGACGAACCUACCUGGCAUCAUCGUAUUAGCGUUCGCUAAGGCUCAGCUCAUUCAGAUCUUCUUCUUCAGGCUGAAUCUGGUCAUCACGCUGCUGGGCAUGGCCCACGGCCUUAUCUUCCUGCCCGUGCUCCUCAGCUUCUUUGGUCCUCCUGUGAAUAAGGCUGUGCUUCUGGAGCUGCAGAAAACGAAAGCCAAGGAGAUGGAAUACAGCAACACAGCACAUUACGACAAUGCCAGCUUCGAAAAUAACGAGAUACCCAUCAGCGUACUGCCCGGCGCGCCAUUCACAGAAUGAAACCGUUUCCCAAAGGCCAGAAAAG